Messenger RNA from Microthlaspi erraticum, 927 nucleotides. The record is from the annotation of a GenBank genome assembly. NCBI's taxonomy places the organism in Eukaryota, Viridiplantae, Streptophyta, Magnoliopsida, Brassicales, Brassicaceae.
AUGGAGCAACCACUGACGAUUCAAUCUUUGUUCAUUUAUCCCAUCAAAUCUUGUCGUGGAAUUUCUGUCUCUCAAGCAACCGUUACACCCACUGGAUUUCAAUGGGACCGGUAUUGGUUAGUUGUGAACUCCAAAGGAAGAGCAUACACUCAAAAACUUGAGCCAAAGCUUGCUCUUGUCGAACAAGAGUUGCCAAAGGAAGCUUUCUUUGAAGAUUGGGAGCCAACAAUGACUUCAUUUUUGGUGGUAAGAGCUCCUGGUAUGGAACCGUUAAAGAUUCCAAUGACUAACCCAAGCUCGGUGGCAGAAGGUGUGUCGAUGUGGGAAUGGUCUGGCUCUGCGUUUGAGGAAGGAGAAGAUGCUGCAAAAUGGUUCUCAGAUUAUCUUGGAAAACAAAGCCGUUUGGUUCGGUUUAAUAAAGAGACUGAAACAAGACCAUCACCUCCUGAGUUUGCAGCAGGUUACUCUACAACAUUUGCAAAUACAUUUCCGUUUAUGGUUGCAUCUCAGGCUUCUUUAGACCAAUUGAAUACACUUCUACCAGAACCGGUGCCUAUUGACCGUUUUCGACCCAAUAUUCUUGUUGAUAAUUGUGAUCCUUUUGGUGAAGAUCUUUGGGAUGAGAUCAAGAUUAAUGAUUUAGUCUUCCAAGGAGUUAGGCUAUGUAGCCGCUGCAAGUUAACAACUGUGAAUCAAGAAACCGGAGUUCCGGAUGCAACAGAACCAAUUGAAACUCUGAUGAAAUUCAGAUCAGACAAAGUGUUGAUGCCAGAUAAGAAACCGCAUGGAAAGGUUUUCUUUGGUAAGGAUAUGGUUUGGAAUUGGAAUAUAAGCAACAACCAAGGCAAAGGCAAGAAGACAAUAAAAGUUGGUGACUCCAUCUCUGUCCUGAGGAAGAUGCCUUCCAGAGCUGAAGCAGCUGUUUAA